This is a messenger RNA of Closterium sp. Naga37s-1, 573 nucleotides long. Lineage: Eukaryota; Viridiplantae; Streptophyta; Zygnematophyceae; Desmidiales; Closteriaceae. The record is from the annotation of a GenBank genome assembly.
AUGAUUGGCGAAUUUGCGAAUUCUGGUAACGACUUGGACUUCUCCAGCAGGUUAGGAGGACUUAAAGCGGGGUCGACUGUAACGGUCGAGGCUGACGGCGAGGAUGCGAUGCUGGAUGAGCUGGCAGGGCUACACGUGGAGCUCGACCCUCCUGACGUAGCAGGGCGGAGCCAGCUGGACGAUCGCCGGGACGUCGCUGACGACGCUUUUUUCCGGCUGCGAGGGCUCUGCGACGCACUGCUAGCGCUGCUACAGCUGCUAGCGCUGCUACAGCUGCUAGAGCUGCUAGAGCUGCCAGAAGCCGCCUUAGUGGACGCGGCAGGGGAGGAUCCCUUAGGGCUUGGCAGCAGCUGCGGCUUCCCGCCAAACGCGGCGGCAGCUGCGGUGGCGUCUUUCGAGGGAUACGCUGGCGGAGUGGACGGCGCGGACCGCGGGCUGGUUGAGGCGGAAAGAGCGCGCGCGCGCACCUUGGACAUGGGCGCGGACUCGGAGCGGGAGAGGAAGCUUCCACGCGGCUUCGGGGAUUUGCAUGUGGCUGCUGCGCCCGUUGAUUUGCUCACGCGGGUGGGAUGA